AUGGCUUUGGUUAUGGAACCUAUAAGUAAAUGGACACCAAAGCAAGUGCUGGACUGGAUGAAAGGUCUGGACGACUGUCUCCAGCAGUACGUGAAGAGUUUCGAGCGAGAGCAGAUGGGGGGAGAGCAGCUGCUACACAUCACCCAUCAGGAGCUGGAGGAGCUGGGUGUCACCAGAAUAGGACAUCAGGAGCUCAUCCUGGAAGCUGUCGACCUGCUCUGUGCCCUGAACUAUGGCCUAGAGACGGAGAACCUCAGAACUUUGUCACACAAGCUGAAUGCUUCGGCGAAAAACCUCCAGAACUUCAUCCUGGGCCGGCGGAGGGGCGGGCACUACGACGGACGAGCUUCCCGGAGGCUACCCAACGACUUCCUCACCUCCGUGGUGGACCUGAUCGGUGCAGCCAAGAACCUGCUAGCCUGGCUCGACAGGUCUCCAUUUGCCAGUGUGACAGAGUAUUCGUUACUGAAGAACAACAUUGUGCAGCUCUGCUUAGAAUUAACCACCAUCGUACAACAGGAUUGCACUGUGUACGAGACAGAGAACAAGAUUCUCCAUGUGUGUAAGACCUUAGCGGGGAUAUGCGACCACAUCAUCUCACUGUCGUCAGACUCUCUGGUCUCUCAGUCUGCCCAUCUGGAAGUGGUCCACCUCACCAGCAUCAUGCCAAGUGAAGGCCUGGGGAUGUACAUCAAAUCGACGUAUGAUGGUCUCCACGUUAUCACAGGAACCACAGAGAAUUCUCCGGCAGACCUGUGUAAGAAGAUCCACGCAGGGGACGAGGUGAUCCAAGUCAAUCACCAGACAGUGGUGGGCUGGCAGCUGAAGAACCUGGUCAACGCUCUGAGAGAAGACCCGUGUGGAGUCAUUCUAACGCUGAAGAAAAGGCCCCAGAACACCCUGAGCUCCACGCCGGCUCUGCUCAGGAACGUGCGCUGGAAACCACUGGGCCUGCAGCCGGUCCCCACCAGCCCCACCAGCACCUCCCCGACACCCGUUGGAACUCUAGGCAUGUCCAAAAUGGACGCUCCCAGCAUGCAGGACGUCUACAUCCUCUCCCCCGUCUCUGGACUCUACAGCACCAGGGAUGAGAUGGGCUUGAUGUCCUGCGACGAGAUCAACCGCUACAGCGUUAGCUCCCAGUCCGGCUCCAAAGGUUCGGAGGCCGUCAGCUACUACCUGGACCAGGACAGUGGUCAGUACUUCUCCCUGCUGGAGGGAGACGGACCCCCGGGUUCUGACUAUGACAGGACCCGCAAUACGGGGGUUCGUAGGCGGGACAAGACCCCAACCCAUGGUGACCUCAGACCCGUUUCCAUGCCUCCCGAAUAUAACUGGAUGGCUGAACCCAAGGAACCCAGCAUGGGCAAGAGAGGGAGCCGAGAUUCAGACAACUCCCUGCUGCGUUACCUCAGCGACGACAAGAUCCUGGUGAUCGAGGAGGAGCCCGAGGGUCCGGGCAGAGAGAGUCGGAGGGAUUCCACCAGACGCUCUCGGCGCAAGAGCCGCAAUCCCAGCAGCCCUAGCUUUCCCAUCAGCCCCUCCAUGCUGUCCUCCACCCUGCGCCUAGACCAGCCACCCGAAGCUUUGCCCCGGGGUGCGGACACACUGCGAGCGGACACAAUAGACCGGUACUCCGGCUCAGGGAGCUCAGGAGCCGCCUCCAUGAGGAAGUCUUUCCAUUACACCUCUCUCAGAACGAAAACCAAAAAGAGAAGUAAAGGUUCCCUCUCUAGUGCCAGUAGAAGGAGAAUUUCCUGUAAGGACCUUGGCCACGGUGACUGCGAGGGCUGGCUGUGGAAGAAGAAGGACGCAAAAGGUUACUUCACCCAGAAGUGGAGGAAGUACUGGUUUAUCCUCAAGGAGUCCUGCCUCUACUGGUACACCAACCAAAAUGAUGAGAAGGCUGAGGGCUUCAUCAGCCUCCCUGAGUUCAGAAUAGACCGAGCCAUAGAGUGCAGACGGAAAUUUGCCUUCAAAGCCUGCCAUCCCAAAAUCAAGAGCUUCUUCUUCGCCACAGAUUGUCUUGAAGAAAUGAACAGGUGGAUGAACCGACUGGGGCUAGCUGCCAUCGGCUACACACCAGAUGACAAGGUGCCACGCCCAGAUGAAGACUACUGGAGUGAGAGCGAUCAAGACGAGGUCGAUGGCUCGAUGACGCUCAAACAGGAGGGACCCUCAUCCCUCUGUGACACAUAUCACCGCACGCCAUCAGUGAACUCCUCAAGCCCCUUCCCAGAGCCCAAGCACGGGCGGCACUUCUCCAGCGAGUCAACGCACUCCCACUCCUCGGCCGAGGACCAGCGUGGAGAUGGUAUGGGCAUGGGCACCGGCAGCACCAGCACCCACUCAUCAGGAUGCCGCUCCACCCACCGUGAGAGACGCUCCUGGCAGGACCUCAUCGAGACCCCUCUGACCAGCUCAGGGCUGCACUUCCUCCAGACGUCCCCGGGGGAGAAUGAUUACGGGGGCCUGAUGGGGAGCAUGGCAGGAGAUAUGGGACUGUACGGAGGGCUGGGCAGACAUGGCAUGUCCCCCGAGAGACGCAGACAGGCCACGCUGCCCGUACGGAGACACCACGCCGCAGAGAGGGACAGGGAGCGGGACGGGCCCUUCCCUCUGGAGCGAGGGCCACACACACACAGCCACACACACCGACGCUCUCACAAGCAGCGCAGCCAGAGUCUGCCCAGGAACAGAGACCCCAUGCCAGCUAAGCUGUUGCACACCCCGGCUCACAUGGAGGAGAGGAGCGAGGACGAGGAGGCAGAGGAGCAGGCUGCAGAUAUACUCGAGGCUGAGAACGACCUGCGGGAGUUGAGAGUUGAGAGCAGAGAGAGGAGGGUGUCUGAGGGAAGGGAGCGGCGGGUGUCAGAGUGCCGCGAGCCGGAGCCGUUGGAUGGGCUAGAGCAGCUGUACCGGGCCCUGGAGCAAGCCAACGUGACGGCCCUAGGGGACUCAAGACCCUGUAGCAGGCAGGAGUUUCGACGUUGUUUCACACAGAGAGCCAGGGACCCUCUGCUCAACGACAGGCUGCACCGGGUCCGAGCCCUCCGCAGCACCUUGAAGGCCAAAGAGUCGGAGCUGGCAGUAAUCUGUGCGCUACUGGAGGACCCUGGCCUGUGCUCCCAGACCUUCAGAGAGUGGAAGCAGUGGCACAGCGAUCUCUACUCAGACAUCUGCCAGCUCAGCCCCGGCGGCACCAACGGCCAGGACGACCUCUCCCCACUGGCCCCACCUCUUAUGACCCACACACACUCCUUUAUUGAGACACAUGUGUGAAAGAGAGAAGGGGAGCAAAGACUGAACUGAUACAUACACACACACACACACACACACACACACACACACACACACACACACACACACACACACACACACACACACACUCACACACUCACACAAACACACACAGAGCUUUACAUUGAGUCCUCUCUCCUGAUCAAGACUCUGAGCACGCACUCAC
Molecule: messenger RNA, 3466 nt
Organism: Trematomus bernacchii (emerald rockcod)
Lineage: Eukaryota; Metazoa; Chordata; Actinopteri; Perciformes; Nototheniidae
Product: connector enhancer of kinase suppressor of ras 2
Exons: 24
Coding region: 1-3282 (1093 amino acids)
Biological process (GO): regulation of signal transduction
Cellular component (GO): membrane; cytoplasm
Molecular function (GO): protein binding
Source: RefSeq, a predicted model, not a curated record